AGUGUGGGAAAUCUUACGAAGAAACCUUGUUUACCUUGAAAUGUAUUGACAAACACCUAAUAAUCAUGAUUACUAAUCAUCGUGUGAAACCUUGUAUUUUAUAUGCAUUAACCAAUACUUACACCACAUUUGAUCAUUUUAUUAUUCACAUAUUAUUCACACAUUUAUACUAACACUAUAUUUGAUCAUUUUAUCACUCACAGUAUAUUUUUUACACAUUUAUAUAGAGAACUAACCUCUAACCACACAUAUAGUAAAACAUUGUUUCUAACCAGCAUGUGACAUUGAGUCUGACAGACAGGAUACAUAACAUAAGGGAGUUUGCUAACGUAUGGGAACCUAUUAUAUGGCUGACAAUCACGAGCCACUGACACCUCACUGAAACCCAUUGUGUGAUUGCAUGUUUUUCUCACUAACAGCUACAAAAUCAGCAGAUAGUGCAUUUUGCAUGACCUCGCUUAAUACAGAGACUUUUGGACGAACAAUACGGCCUUUCUCCCCGUGCGCGUGAAGACCUCCACCUGUCAAGUGAGGGAGGACAUGCGCACGGGGAAGUGCAACACUGUCUAAUUACUGAACAAAGCCGUGCUGUUUCUCCAAGGCCAAAAACACCAGCAAAUCUUGAGCCAUCAGCGAAAUCUUCAGCGCUAACACAUAACACCAUGCAUGCUGACAUAAGAUGAUUUUUAGCAACGCCCUAUCACCAGGUCUUCACGUCAUUUUGGGUUUAAAACAUGGAGUCAGAUCAUUAGAGGUUCAGAACAUUUGUUGAAACUGGUCAUUGACCGAUCGUUUCUGUGUUCUCCUGGUUCCAGCUUUUCUGUAAUAAAUACUUGUUUUGCUUUCAACUUCACUCCAUCUGUCUGAGACUCCUCUAUUCAGCGAACACGUAAGGGAGUUGUAGCCCGGACGAGAGGUGGGGGUAGCCCACCUCACAUUUUCAUUUCUACAACAGUUUGGUGACCCCGACUUCUGACGACGAGUCUGACAGCAGGGCAGCACCGGACGCUGAUCCACCCACGGCCGAACUUCUAAUACAGCUCGCGCUGUGAGAAGGGGACAGGACGGUUCGAAAAGCCUCGUGCGUGGAAACCUUGCGGUGUUAACGAAACGCACUUGAGAGUGAAGUAGAACGAAUAUCGUUUCAGGUGAGAUCCAGUCUUGAUCAGCACCUUACACACAACAUGGCUAGUACUAGAAAUUUAGUUAAGGAACUUGAUGCAAUUUUUGGCAUGGGCACCUGGGAAUGGAAAACGAUUGAAAAACAAAUUGAACUUAUUGCUAAUGGAGUGAGAGAGGGGGUCUUAGACUUAGACCAGCGAGACGUAGUGCAGAAAAGUGUAAUCAAGAGAUUUGACACAUGGGCCAAAAAACACACAGGGGAAAAAAUUUGUAUGAUAAACAUCAUUAAUCAGAUGAAGAGGGAAUUACAAGACAGAGCCGAACUCGCUAAAACAGAGUUAAAUACAGCUAACUUGCUGAAAAAGUCCAAGGCUAAACACAGCUUUAAAUUGGCACAGGAGAAUUUAGCUGAAUUGAGAGCAAUUACAACCGCAUUUCUGGCAAUGUUGCCCGAUUUGGUCCAAGCAAGAGAUCCGCACAGGCUGACACCCACCUCACACACUGAGAAACAGACGGAAGUGGACACUGCGUAUACAAAACACAAGGGGGAGGGGCCAUACGCCCCGCCUCCACCAUACAAUCCGAGACACGUCCCACCUGCAGACAUCCUACUGCCAGUGUUCAGUGUAGAUUCUGGGGUAGUGAGUGUGGAGAAGCAGGGAGGGAGGGGCACAGCACCACAGCACACUCGCCCAGCUGAAGAACAAACACACACACACAUAGAGGAUCCGUUUCAUAUGCGCAAACACCACGAGACACUUAAUGCAAGUCAAUCAGACUUACACUCUUCUCUAGGUUCACUGGCCAUCGGACAUAACGCAAAACAUGAUACGCAGCGCAUACACCGCAAACAAACACUAGUGAAACCAUCGUCUGACAAAACACGCCACCUCUCAAAACCCACAGUACUUAUUAGAGCUACUCUUGAAGGACAUGUGACGACUGAUGACGAAUCUGACCAUGACAGUGACAUGACUGAGGAUGACGACAGUGUACAUGACAGUUCACUAACACAAGCAGGGGCUCGUGCAGAAGCUAGCUUGAACAAAACUAUUCAUAAUAUGGAGCAGAUAAUCAUAGCUGAACAGACUGACUUGGAGUUAGCCCACAGGGCUUUGGACACACAAACACUGCCCACUAACAAAGCACACUCUCUAAGGAGAAGCACCAGAACACGAAACCCACCUGAGAGAUACACACUUGCACCUGAGCCGGACACAAUGUGUCCACUGGUGGCCACUACCACAGGUGUACAUAAAUAUGUACCAUUAUCACUUACUGAUGCACAGACUUUAGUUGAUCAACUCCCACCUCUGUCUAGUGGUGCAGCAGCUUGGUUAAGAAAGAUGGAUAGUUUAACAGGGGGCAUCACUCUGGCACUUGGGGACUUCCGUAACAUUCUGAAAAGAUCAACCACUUCUAUAGAAGCUGCUGAAGUAGAAAGACAAGCCCAAACUUAUGUUCAGCCAAAUAAUGACCCUUUCCAUGCUCACUCGCAACGCCUGACCGACGUUAUGAGAGAGAUGUGGCCCACUAGAGCAGCAUCUACAAUCCCAUCAUACACCUGGGAUGAAAAACUCAACCCGGGGGAGUAUAUGGGUAAAGCAGUUGAGGAUUGGACCAACACCACUGGGGUGCAUCCUGCGAGGGGGCAACAGGUGGUUUGGUUCAGAAAUGCCAUUUUGAAAGGCUUGCCUAACCUAAUAAAGGAUAAAAUUGAGGAGGACCCGGAUAUGGGUUCUGACAAACCACAUGACCAAUGGGUCCGAACCGUUCUGUUCCACAUGAACAAACACAAAGUUAAAAUGGAUGCUACAGACAAAGAAACAAUUAAAAUGGAAAGGGAACUACUAAAGACUCAGCUGGCAGAGGCCAGAAAAACAAUAAAUAAUAACAAGGUGAAACAAACACCUGACACCAUGAUGCCGGUGACUGCACCACAGCAGCCACAGACGUUCAUGAACACGCAAACAUACAUACCUGCUCAGUCAGGGCCCACACAUACCCCACCGUACACAUAUGGACCAGCUCCAUAUUUCCAACAGCAUCCCUACACAGGGGGCAGGGGCCGGGGUGGUGAAGGGUGGCGGAGACGGGAUAGGCGCAGACUAGGGGCUUGCCUACGAUGCGGGGCCAUGGGCCACUGGGCAGCACAGUGCACGGCACCACCUGCACCUGAGCAAGCAAUCCCACACCCACACCAGGCCCCUAACUCUCAACAAGCACCACGCCAACAUCCGGCUGGACAAUACAGCGUGGAGCCAUGGGGUGGACGCUGACGGGGCCCAGAGGAGCUACAGGACAGCAGGGCAAAGGCAGAACCCAUGCUGUCAUUGACUGUGGGGGCCACCAAUAUCCCUUUUCUGGUAGACACGGGAGCCACUUGGUCAGCCAUCACCACAGCAUUACCAGCACAUCUAAUUAGCAAACAAACUGUGCAGGUUAGGGGCUUCUCGGGGACACCAGCGUCACUGCCAAAAACAAACCAACUAACAGUAAGCAACGGUAUACAGACGGUAUCACAUGCUUUUCUGAUUGCACCACAAGCACCUUUGAACAUUUGUGGUAGAGACUUACUAAUGAAAAUGGGAGUUACCAUUCUAUGCCAGCCCGACGGUAUCACACUUACUUGGCUGGAUGGCAAAGAGACAGUGGGGGUGAUGGGGUACACUGAUGGAAUGUACUUGCUAAGACCAGAACGGGACGAAACAGUGGACAUUUACUGGGGACUAUUAUCUGAACUUGCAGACACAACACCACCACUGAUACACAUGUUCCGACAGUGGUUGCCUUGGAUCAAUGCUAUGGCACCCUAUACACCGCCACCUGACCCAUUCCACGUCACCUUGUUCUAUGAUGUGGGGGGAGAUUUGACUUACCAAGACGCAUUUCAAUCAGAAUUGGAGGGUACUGAGUGGUCGGUUGAGACCAACGGGAUUUUUGUGGGUCCUGAAGGGGUAGCAUCACCAGUUACACUGACGCCAUCUCAAUACACUUGGUAUAAAAUGUCAAAUACAGCAUCACCACACAUUUCACUAGCUCUACAUCCCAAGCAUGAAGCCAAGCAGCUGGGUCCCAUGGUUAAAAGAGCUAAUGAGGCCACAGAUUGGGCCCCGACACAGCUGCCCGGUCUCAUGUUCUCACAAUCAACACAGACAUACCACAUCACUGGCAAUUCGACUGCACCAGUCACAUUACAACACCAAUUGCUAGCAAGACACCAUGGUUGUGAGGAUUCAGAUCACCCACUCACUGAGGCAUUGCUACAAUCUCUGCCUGACAAAUUGUGGUCCACAGGUCCAGACGACGUAGGAUACACAGAUCAGACACCAGUCUCAUUCAGUAUGACAUCUACGGAACCAAUUUGGAUUCCCCAAUACAAACAAAAACCAGAUGCUGCAGCAUCUUUAGACCAUACGGUGCAAGCUCUGGU
Astyanax mexicanus (Mexican tetra) is the source of this 4555-nucleotide messenger RNA. RefSeq lists its product as uncharacterized. NCBI's taxonomy places the organism in Eukaryota, Metazoa, Chordata, Actinopteri, Characiformes, Acestrorhamphidae. Gene Ontology annotation, molecular function: zinc ion binding; nucleic acid binding. Bases 1185 to 3401 code for a protein of 738 amino acids. The record is from RefSeq and is a predicted model, not a curated record. The transcript has 2 exons.